Bicyclus anynana (squinting bush brown) is the source of this 896-nucleotide messenger RNA. Its product is annotated as mitochondrial inner membrane protease subunit 1. The transcript is spliced from 2 exons. Gene Ontology annotation, cellular component: membrane; mitochondrial inner membrane peptidase complex. Bases 279 to 740 code for a protein of 153 amino acids. Lineage: Eukaryota; Metazoa; Arthropoda; Insecta; Lepidoptera; Nymphalidae. The record is from RefSeq and is a predicted model, not a curated record. Gene Ontology annotation, molecular function: serine-type endopeptidase activity.
UUGACAUUGACAUAAUAGGUCAAGUCAAUGCAAACUGCAAAGUGCGAAUUUUUUUAAUUUAUUUCAAAAUAAAAAAUAAUAUUUUUUCCACUAAUUUUAAUGCUGUUGCCAUCAAUUUAAAAUUAAUUAAUGAUUAUAAUAUGAAAUAUAAUAGUUUAUUAUGGAGCAGUUUUACUGACCCAAAAUAAGUGGAUCAAAAUCAUUGAAUCCACAAGGACUUGGAAGACUUGGUUAUUGUUAGCUAAACAAUAAAGUAUAAACCUAGCUGAAAGCAAAAGAUGAGUUUGAGGAACAUCUUCGGGAGCAGCAGUGAACUAUUUCGCUUCGUGCUACAAACUGCUUGUAUUACUCAUUGUACUUGGGAAUUUGUUGGAGACUUUGUUAUGUGUUCCGGGCCAUCAAUGGAACCUACCCUUGAAACUAACAAUAUACUUCUGACAGAACACAUAACCCCUCGCUUUCAGCGGCUUUGCAAAGGUGACAUAGUAAUAGCAAAGUGUCCACGGAACCCAAAACAGUAUGUAUGUAAAAGAAUAACAGGAUUGCCUGGAGAUAGAGUGAGAGGUCACUUCCCUGGUCGGAGUCAAGUUGUGCCCAAAGGACAUGUGUGGCUUGAAGGGGACAACUCUAAUAACUCUGCUGACUCUAGAGUCUAUGGUGCUGUACCCCAAGGUCUGAUAAGAAGUAGGGUUGUAUGCCGAAUAUGGCCUCUAAAUAAAAUAAGUUCAUUAUCUGAAUAAUAAUAUUGCAGGUUUGUAAAUAUUAGAAUAUUGAAUUACAUUUAGUGUUGAAAGGUUUUGUCUUGAUUUCUAUAGUAAUUAAUUUAUUUGAAAAGUUUAUAUUUUAAGAUAUGAUUUAGUCAGUUUGUGGAAAUAAAAAUGCUGUUUUCAAAUGAA